GUGAAUCACUUAGCACUGAAUACAGACUAUGCUUUAAGAACUGGUGCAUUUGAUCCAUCAAAAGGCUCAAGUGAUGAAUUAGUUACAGCAGAAAAUGAUACACUGAAAGAGAGAGCACUGCAAAGAUACACGCAUGCAAAGGGAGGAAGAAGAGAGCGAUUGGUUUCAGGCUCAGAUGACUUCACUCUAUUUCUUUGGGAUCCAGAGGAAAGCAAAAAACCUCUAGCCCGCAUGACAGGUCACCAAGCUCUAAUAAAUCAAGUCAGCUUUUCUCCUGACGGUCGCAUGAUAGCAAGUGCCUCCUUUGAUAAGUCAGUUAAAAUCUGGAAUGGUGACAGUGGAAAGUACAUCAUAUCUCUUCGUGGACAUGUGAACUCUGUAUAUCAG
Molecule: messenger RNA, 387 nt
Organism: Pocillopora damicornis (cauliflower coral)
Lineage: Eukaryota; Metazoa; Cnidaria; Anthozoa; Scleractinia; Pocilloporidae
Product: notchless protein homolog 1
Biological process (GO): ribosomal large subunit assembly; Notch signaling pathway
Cellular component (GO): nucleolus
Molecular function (GO): protein binding
Source: RefSeq, a predicted model, not a curated record